Molecule: messenger RNA, 1223 nt
Organism: Nematostella vectensis (starlet sea anemone)
Lineage: Eukaryota; Metazoa; Cnidaria; Anthozoa; Actiniaria; Edwardsiidae
Exons: 1
Coding region: 12-860 (282 amino acids)
Source: RefSeq, a predicted model, not a curated record
CACAAGUGCCAAUGGCAGCCUCCAUCAAACAUCCUUACCAAGAAUUUGAGGCGAUUCUAAAAGAAAUUCUCACUGAAAAGAGAGAGAGGCGUAGUCUUUCAGGUGCACUCUCCAUAGAGGACUGUGAUUCGCUUUUGAAAGGAGAAGACUCUUCACAAGAUGGCAUUGAUUCCAAUGAAGAUUUUAAACUAGGAUAUCCUAGGUACCCCCUGUAUCGCCAAAUUGCUAAGGGUUUGGUGUACUGGAUGCGAAUUGGAAACCACCCAUCUACACUACACAAAGACGUCAAUUUACUUGAAGAAUCAAGGCUUAUUUCAAGCCAAGAUGGAGAGAGAGCUAAAGACUCUGUUCAGUUGUUGUUACAAAAUUUGAAUCAGUCAUGGGAAACUUUAGAUCGAUUAGAUAGAAAGUCCAAAAUUCAGGCUGUUGUGGAAUACUUAAGUACUAGAAUGCUACUGGAUUUACUGGGUGUGCGUCAUACUGCAGGUAGCAUUGAUGCAUUUCCACCAAACACUUGUUUACUUUAUGAAUCUUUUAACAGGCAUCACCACCCUAAGUCUUCUCUGACUGUAGGUGCUAGGGCACUUUCAAAACACUGCCAUCGCGACAUCACUAGUGCAUUUUGGGGGAUAUGCAGUGGUAGUGAGAUGGCUAAGAACAAGCAUGCACAGAGAAUCAUGGACAGAAUACUAAGUGACUUAUCAUGGCUAAACAUUCAUCUACUGCCACAUGAAGUUAAGGUGGUAGAAGUGAGGUGUUCAAAUGGAUAUGGUGCUCGUUGGACUUCAGAUGGGAAAGAGUUUAGGGGUUUUUUGGAGCCUCAAAUGGAAGAUGGCCAUUCAUUCAAAUGGAGACACUAAUAAAAUUAUUUAUGUAUUCUAAAGCAGUUCUUAAAUUCAUUACUGUGGUUCCGUUCCAUUUGGAUAGUCCAGUGUCAUGGGCGUAGCCAGGGGGAGGCCCCCCUUCUAGCAGCCAAAAAUACAGUAAAUGUAUGAGACAUUAUCUAAAAUACAGGAGAAAAUGCCCUGAAAGGGCCUUUUGGGCACCCUUCUAUUAGAAAUCCUGGCUACGCCGCUGAGUGUUUAGAUCGUUUGAGUUGAAUGACUUUUUUUCCUUCAGUUUAAGUGCAUUAGAUCAUAUAGAUAAUGAAUUUUGCGCUAUAUAAAUAAUAAAAUUAUUAAAAAUUAUGAUUAUAGUUUCAACAUAAAAGAGCCUUGAGCUGG